AUGAGCUCUGCGGGCUGGCGGCUUCACUCGGAGCUGGUCGCGGUCAUAGACAGACUGGUGCAGGCGGCUGUGGCUGAGCUCAAGCGACUAGAGGCGAAAAGAUUGGAUGCAAACAGCCAGCCUCAUAUCUUGAUGCAAUUUACGUCUUUAAUGGAGACUCUGGGCACUGAAGCUUUGGGGAAAAUCCUAAGCAUUUUGGACACAGCCAGAGUUGAACUGAAACUGGACAAACUCGACUAUCCUGCAACAGCAAAGCCCCAUGUUGUGUACAUACUUCAGAGUUCCAGGGUGGGGGAGGAGCAUUCGUAUGGUGCAAUUCACAACAAGAACCAGGGCCAUCCCAUUAACAAAGACCACUGCUAUGGAACGUACAAUAAGAUACAAUCAGACAAAUUUCCAGUGACUCAAGUGUGUGACUCAGCGGAAGAAGACUCUGCAAAGGCAGAGAUCAUCCCUGCCACUUGUCUACAAGACAAAUGUGGACAUUUUAAUAUAAGCACUGAUAACAAAAAGAGGCAGCGCUCAAUCAAAACAAAGCUCAGGAAGUCAAAGAUUAAACCUCAAGACCUCAAGACUCGAAUGGAUAUGGACAUGACUGAAUCUCUAACAAAUAAGGAACCUUGCUUACAAAGUGCUGGAGAGAAUAACCCUACAACCUUUACAUCAACUUCUCUUGCCCCUCCCUUCCUACCAAAGACCGAGUGUGCUAUGUGUGACAUAAGUUUCAACAGCGAGUCUGCCUUCAGAGCACGCUCCUUGAAGACGCACAUGUAUAAGCACACAGAAGAUUAUCCCUUCAAAUGUCAGGAGUGUGGCAAGGGCUACAUUGACGGAGACAAGCUGAUGGGGCACCUGAGUGUUCACACAGGGCUCAAACCCUUCGACUGUAAGGUGUGUGGAAGCUCCUUCACAGCUAAGACCAACCUGCAUCGCCACAUGCGCUCUCACACCGGCACCAAACCCUACACCUGUGCAGAGUGUGGGCGGAGCUUUACACGCUCCAGGACUCUCAGAGAUCACAUGACUAUUCAUUCUGGAGUACGUCCAUACAAAUGCUCUUCCUGUGGCCGCACCUUCAACCACAAAGUCAAUCUAAUUGUCCAUGAGCGCAUCCACACUGGUGAGCGGCCAUAUCUCUGCUCUAUCUGCCCCAAGGCCUUUCGCACCACUGUGGCACUACAGGUUCACCAGCGCGUGCACACAGGGGAAAAGCCCUACAUUUGUGAUGUUUGUGGCCGAGCCUUCAGCCAGCAGAGCAGCCUGUGCGUGCACAGACGCGUGCACUUAAACGAACGCAGCUACGUCUGUCACGUCUGCAGCAAGAGCUUCAACAACCCCCAGAACCUCAAGCUGCACAUGCGGGUCCACAGUGGAGAGCGGCCUUAUGCUUGUGGACUGUGUGACAAAACCUUUGUCCAAAAUGCACACUUACACACACACAUGAUGCACAUGCACUCUGGAGUCAAACAGUGCAUGUGUGAGCACUGUGGUAAAGUCUACGCCGACAGACGCACUCUCAGAGUGCACAAGUGUGUGUAUAAAUGA
Knipowitschia caucasica is the source of this 1545-nucleotide messenger RNA. NCBI's taxonomy places the organism in Eukaryota, Metazoa, Chordata, Actinopteri, Gobiiformes, Gobiidae. The record is from the annotation of a GenBank genome assembly.